GAUGCGUUAAAAGAAAAAGAAAAAGAAGAAGCAGCGAGCCCGGCGGUUCCGUGUUCGAGGCUGCCAGUCGCUGAGAAAACUACGGUUCCGGUAUUUGACAGUUUAAAGUUAAAACGAUAAGAAGAACAGUACUGUUCUCCACAUAAAGCCGAGAAUGACGGACAGGAAGCCGUGUAAGGUGUGCAACUUCACCCGACAGAAGUCAUACGGGGUGGUGGUUCCCUCAUUAGAUGAGCUGAAGAUAAAAGGAAGUGAGUUUCUUGGGUUGAGUCCUGGGGAGCCUGUCACAGUGGUCCUAGAGGAUGAUGGGACGAUAGUAGAGGACCAGUCCUACUUUUUGUGUUUACCUUUAAACACAAAGUUCAUGUUGUUGCAUAAAAAAGAGAAAUGGUCACCAGUUCGCAGGGUGGAUGGUGGCACGGCCUGGAUGGCCAGAGAUUCUCUGCUGCUGGAUGCUGAUACCGUGGACACCGCCAUUGCUGCAGAACCCUGGCUGGACCUGGCUCAGCAGCUGAAGCAGGACCUUGCCAGCAUCAUCCUCAUGUCUGAGGCAGACUUACAGACCUUAGUGGAUGCUCCGUGCCUUGAGCUGGCCUCUGCUCUAGGCUUUCAAGAGAAGAAGGCUGAGGACCUUCAGGAGACACUUCAGAGGGUUUUGGACCGACGAGAGGAAGAGAGGCAGUCCAAGGAGUUGCUCCAGCUCUACCUCAAAGCUGCGGAGAAAGAGGACGGACAGCAGGAAGACCCAAGACAGCCCACACAGGAAGGAGCUGGAGACGUGGAGGUGGAUGCAAUGGAUGUGGACUCUGCAUCCGGAUUCAUGUCCAGGACACUGAUGGUCCUGAAAGGCAAAACAAGCCCAGAGACCCGACUCUCCACUGAGGAUCUGCAGAUGGUUGUGACCAGAGGGGUGGAAGCUAUGGAGCAGGUGCUGGGCUGGGACAGAAUGAGGACUUCUGCGCUGCUGCAGGCCUGCGAAGCCGAGCUGACCGGACGUCUCCAGCAGGUUCAGGCUGUGCAGUCCAUCAGGAGCAACACACAGCUGGACAGCAGCCGGCAGUCCAGUUAGCGGAGCACGGAGGAGGGUCUAGAAGCGGCAGCCCAAGGCAGCAACUAGGCCAAGGCUUCUCCUGAGAAGAGACUGAUAAGAAUUCACACAGCCUGCCUCAGGGUCAGAAGAAUGGGAUUUACCUUGUGUUAAUAAUACAGUCCAUAAUGCUGGAAUCCAUGAAUGUUUAUGAUGUUGGCGUUUGCAUAAUUUUGUAGAACUUGCAAACCGCAGGGUCAUUUGCACAAGUCAUGUUUAUCAAAGACAUGCUGGCGUUAACCACUGGCAUCUACUUUCUAUUGGUUCCUUAUUUUGGUGAGUGCCAUGCUGUGAAAAUAAUCACAGAUAAACAAAUCCAUGUGAAAAGCAAAACAGUUUGGGAAAUAUGCCCAUUUGCUUUCUUGUUGAGAGUUAGCUCAAAAGAUCCAGACAAUCACCCUCUGAACACUUGUUCAAUAUGAAGUUUGAGCUGUCAGCCAGAUAGCUUAGCUUAGCAUAAAGACUGGAAACUGGGAUACAGCUAGCUCAUACCACCACCUGGUAUGCUCAGUACACCUAACAUCUUUCUUUGGUCUCUGCUGGUUGCCUGGCAACAUCACUGAGAUGACAAAACUCCAGGAAACAACUGCGCCCGGCCGAGAAGUAGUCCCGCACAUUAUCCCUGUAAAACCCAAACUUCAUUUGUGCGAUUUAAACGAUGAGCAUUAGGGGGGGCUAGUUUUUGUUACCUUCAGUGCCAGGCUAGCUGUUUCCCAGUCUGUUCCCAGUCUGUAUGCUAAGCUAUGCUUAUGGCAACUUCGUAUUUAGGUGAUAAGCAUGAGAGUGCUAUCAAAGCGUUCUUCCCAAUAUGCGGAAUCAUUGCUUCAAGGUUUUAUAAAGUCUGUUACUGUGGAAUGAAGAACAGAAGGUGUGCACUGCAUUUUAUUUUAGAUUAAAUCUAAUUGGAGAUAAGAAAAGUGCUUUGAACUUGCUAGAAAAACCCUGUGGAUCUUAGAAUUUGGUGAGUGACAAAAUAUAUUGUUUUGUGUCUGUUGGAUAAAAUGUAUGUACUUUCACAGAAGUUACAUUUAUAUAUAUAGUAUAGGGGAUCUUUUGGGAACUUGAGAAGAGCAGUGUGUUGAUAUUUCAAUCAGCUGGCAGCCAGGCCGACCCCAUGCCUCAAAACUUGCUCCUACAUGUUAUCUUCUUCACUGACUCCUGCAAAAGGAGACAAAUGUUAUGUUCCCACUACAGUUCCAUAAAUUCCACCUUUUUGUCAGUUUUAAGGCCCACGAUUAGACCCAAACAAUUUCAAACUCAAAAUAUAGGGAACAUUACAUUUUUUGUAGAUGAACUGCAAUGGCCUAAAUUCGGCAUUAUCCUCUCCAUGUUGUACCAUCAGUCUUAAUGUUUGUGCACCUUGAUGUGAAAUGUCAUCAUUACCUGAUGUGUGACCAUUUAGAGAAUCUCUACAUUGAAUACAAUUAAUGUUAAAAAUACCAAAAUAUGAUGAGCACAGGAAUUCUCCACACACGGCACAAUACUAAAGGAACUUGAAUUAGACUCAUGCACUGCUGACAGAAACUACAGGCAGGAUCAUACUGAGACAAAGUGUAUUACUGAGAUGUAUGCAAAUGCUGACAUUAUUUUUGUAUAAAAGAUGAUUUGAAUGGGG
Anoplopoma fimbria (sablefish) is the source of this 2702-nucleotide messenger RNA. It is a transcript of the gene dffa, whose product is annotated as DNA fragmentation factor, alpha polypeptide. The record is from RefSeq and is a predicted model, not a curated record. The transcript is spliced from 6 exons. Lineage: Eukaryota; Metazoa; Chordata; Actinopteri; Perciformes; Anoplopomatidae. Gene Ontology annotation, biological process: apoptotic process; regulation of apoptotic process. Bases 155 to 1069 code for a protein of 304 amino acids.